Molecule: messenger RNA, 1570 nt
Organism: Solea solea (common sole)
Lineage: Eukaryota; Metazoa; Chordata; Actinopteri; Pleuronectiformes; Soleidae
Gene: cnih1
Product: cornichon family AMPA receptor auxiliary protein 1
Exons: 6
Coding region: 90-572 (160 amino acids)
Biological process (GO): vesicle-mediated transport
Source: RefSeq, a predicted model, not a curated record
CAUGCUGACAAAUCUCUCCUCGGCUGCGGAGCUGCCUGCAUCAUCCGCUAGCAGAGCCAGGAUCAGACUAGCUAAACCGGAGGGAGAAAAUGGCGUUCACAUUCGCGGCCUUUUGUUAUAUGCUCGCUCUGCUGCUCACGGCAGCGCUUAUCUUCUUCGCUAUCUGGCAUAUAAUAGCGUUUGACGAGCUGAAGACCGACUACAAGAAUCCUAUAGAUCAGUGUAACACUUUAAAUCCGACAGUUGAAAAGGUCAAAAAGAUUAAAAGAGUCAAAAUUGCAUUAAAGCUGGUUCUUCCAGAGUAUCUCAUCCACUUCUUCUUCUGCGUCAUGUUCUUCUGUGCGGCCGAGUGGCUCACCCUCUGUCUCAACCUCCCGCUGCUGGCUUAUCACGUCUGGAGAUAUAUGAGCAGACCUGUGAUGAGCUGCCCAGGACUCUACGACCCGACGACCAUCAUGAACGCUGACAUACUGGCAUACUGUCAAAAAGAAGGCUGGUGCAAACUGGCUUUCUAUCUCCUGUCUUUCUUCUACUAUCUCUAUGGGAUGAUCUAUGUUCUGGUGAGCUCUUAAACCGGACCAUGAAGGAAAAGGACGUGCGCGCGCGGCAGACGACCAGACAUUUUGUGCUGGAACACUGGACCUGCUGAGAACCACAGCUCAGCAAAACAAGACGCCAUUUCAAGAGGACAAACUCUCCAACUCUCUCUCACACACACACACACACACACACACUCGGAGCAAAGCAUUAUUUCGGAAACAUUUAGCCCGUUUUUCGAGAUAAUCUUGGUUGCGACGUUUUUGUUUCAAUUUUACAGAAAAUAUGGACAGAAAAAAAAAUGGCAAUUUCUUUUUUUUAUUUUAAUGGUGUGGUGAUUUUUUUUGAUACUUGGGAUUUAAAUAAAGUUUUUUUUUUUGUUUUUUUUCAUAGUUCUCCCCAGCUGAGUGUUUACAAAUUAGACUUAAUUUUCAGGUGUGCAUUUAUUGGAGAAUCUGAGCUCUGUGCUGGAUUAUCUUAGGUUUUUUUUCUGCUAAUUAGACCCCGGGCUUAAAGAGUAAAUGUCCACCUGCCAUAUGAUUCAUUACCCUCACUAAAACAAACAAACAAACAAACAAACAAACAAACCUCUACUCUCGCCCACAGAUGCAUUAAGGUCUUCAUAAUAAAAGUACAGGUACUGUACACUGAGGCCUGAAGUGCAGUGGGUUAUUAUCACUUAGAGAAACAUUUUGCACGGGGGACAAUCACACUCUGGUUGUCACAGACUUGUCUGAUCUGUAGCGUUUCCAUACGUCGGACCCAUCGUCACAGUUGAGUCAUGUAAUCCGUGCUAAAAAUAAAUGGUGACAUGUUUGAAAUAGUGUCGAAUUCCGAGUAGAAAGCGACCCGUGUUUGUGUAGAAUCUUCCCUGCAAAAAAAUGGGUAAAUUAUAAAAAAAAAAAAAGGUAGACUCAGUCUACAGCAUCAGUACAUUUGUAAUCCACUGCUUUCUGCAUUUUUAGCAGUGAGGUGUCAUACUGUUGAAUUUACCUCUACAAAGUCAUUGACCAUUUGUGUCCUUGUGUUUUUU